Molecule: messenger RNA, 1539 nt
Organism: Aspergillus puulaauensis
Lineage: Eukaryota; Fungi; Ascomycota; Eurotiomycetes; Eurotiales; Aspergillaceae
Exons: 8
Coding region: 1-1539 (512 amino acids)
Biological process (GO): amino acid transmembrane transport
Cellular component (GO): membrane
Molecular function (GO): L-amino acid transmembrane transporter activity
Source: RefSeq, a predicted model, not a curated record
AUGGCAGUAAACCCUAACACCAAAGCUCCGGCCAUAGUGGCCGAGGCCGAGGAAAACACACAACUUCAAGUGGAUGAGAGCCAUAUUUUGCAGGGCAGGAGCAUCGGAGUAUUUGGGGCCAUCUCCUUGAUCGUGAACAAGAUUGUUGGGGCAGGGAUUUUCUCUACUCCUGCAACCAUCUUCAAGCUUAGUGGGAGUGUUGGAAUGGCACUUAUGAUCUGGCUCAUCGCGGGUUUUAUCUCCGCUUGUGGCGCCCUUGUGAUGCUGGAACUUGGCACCAGUAUGCCCCGGUCCGGGGGGAUGAAGGUCUACCUGGAAAAGGCGUUUUCACCACGCCUCCUGGUGACUUGUGUCUACCUUUUCUACUGCGUUUUCCUUCAGGUCUCUGCAAGCAAUGCAAUUACAGCAUCUUCAUAUCUCCUAAAAGCCGCAGGGCUAGCUACAACUACAUGGCGAUUACGUGGAUUGGCCAUUGGUGCCUCUACCUUCUCGGUGGGCAUACACACAGUAUGGCCUAAGGGAGGCAAGGCCCUGCAGGAUGUUCUCAGUUUCGUCAAGCUCUUCAUUCUGUUCUUCAUUGUUUGUUCGGGGUUUGCCGCUCUUGCUGGCCAUCGGAAGGUUCCAAACCCGCAUAAUUUUGAUCUCGCUACCUCGUUUGAAGGAACAUCAUCGGACGGCUACAGCAUAGGGUCCGCGCUUCUAAAUGCCAUAUUUGCCUUCCAUGGUUACGACAAUGUCAAUGUCUUGUCGGAGGUAAAAAGGCCACAUAAGACACUACGAAUUGCCCUCCCUGUUGCUAUGGGUCUGAUUACUGUACUCUACAUUCUUGCAAACAUUGCAUAUUUUUCGGCCGUACCAAAAGAGGAAUUUAUUGAUUCUGAUAUUACUAUUGCUGCAUCCAUGUUCAAGAACAUAUUCGACGAGUCUGCGGCAGUCAAAGCUCUCCCAGCCUUGGUGGCUAUCUCUGCCAUUGGGCACCUCCUUGGUAUUGCAUUUACAGUUCCACGGGUCAUACAAGAGCUAGGCAAGGACGGGAUCACACCUUUCCCAAGCCUUAUAAUGCAAAACAGGCCAUUCCAGACUCCUGCUGUCGCACUUGCUAUACAUCUCUGCGUGACAAUCAUUUUUAUCUGUGCACCACCAGCAGGUGAUGCGUUCAACUUUGUUGUAAAGCUUUCAUCAUACCCUACAACCGUGAUGUUGACCGCAACCACAUUCGCACUCAUCAAGCUGCGCUAUUCCAGGAGUGCGGACUACGAGCCAACAUACUCCACCCCGUGGGUUAUUAUCCUAUUCUACCUUGCUGGUAGCCUUUUUCUGGUCGUAAUGCCUUUCAUUCCGCCCAACGGCAGCAAAGAGACAUACGGCUUACCGUACUAUCUGUCUCCAUUGGUGGCCCUGGCCAUCUUGGCGUUGGGUUUUCUAUACUAUGCUUUACGCUUUUUGGUGCUACCCUGGGUGUUCCAGUAUGAGCUGCAUCAGGUCACAGUGGGGCUUGCCGAUGGAUCUCGGGUUAGACGGUAUAGACGCAAGACUUGA